Molecule: messenger RNA, 2349 nt
Organism: Cynoglossus semilaevis (tongue sole)
Lineage: Eukaryota; Metazoa; Chordata; Actinopteri; Pleuronectiformes; Cynoglossidae
Product: rho-related GTP-binding protein Rho6-like
Exons: 5
Coding region: 96-794 (232 amino acids)
Biological process (GO): small GTPase-mediated signal transduction
Molecular function (GO): GTP binding; GTPase activity
Source: RefSeq, a predicted model, not a curated record
UGACUGAGCAGCAGGGAGGACGCAGCUCGGGUCACAGCCGCCGCACCGGGACUUUUCCUCCAUCACUUCCACGGAGACCAACCUUUAGCCGCAGCAUGAAGGAACGACGACUCCCGCAGACUUUUGUAGCCCGGUGUAAACUGGUGCUGGUCGGAGACGUCCAGUGUGGGAAAACUGCCAUGUUACAAGUACUGGCCAAGGACUGUUACCCAGAGACUUACGUCCCCACGGUGUUUGAAAACUACACGGCGUGUCUGGAGGUGGAAGAGCAGCGAGUGGAGCUCAGCCUGUGGGACACAUCAGGCUCACCGUACUACAACAACGUCAGGCCGCUCUGCUACAGCGACUCAGACGCCGUGCUCUUGUGCUUCGACAUCAGCCGACCUGACACGGUGGAAAGCUCACUGAAGAAGUGGAAGUCUGAGAUCCAGGACUUCUGCUCCAGCACAAAGAUCCUGCUGAUAGGCUGCAAGACCGACCUGCGCACGGACGUGUGCACGCGCAUGGAGCUGUCCAAUCAGAGACAGAGUCCCAUCUCCCACGAACAGGGUCUGUCCAUGGCCAAGCAGCUGGGAGCGGAGACGUACCUGGAGUGCUCAGCUUUCACGUCGGAGAAGAGCAUCCACAGUGUUUUCCGGACGGCGGCGCUCGCCUGCAUGGACAAGCUGCAGCCCGCCAACAAACCCAGCCCCAUCCGCCGGCUCUCCAAGAGAUUCCUCCACCUGUCCAGCAGGACCGAUCUCAUCUCCUCCACCUUCAGCAGGGACAAGUCCAAGGGCUGCACCAUCAUGUGAAUUCUGUCGGGAUUUUCCUAGCUACGCUAGCUACGCUAGCCAAGAGGAGAGAAAACAACUGAGUGUGGAUUCCUGUGAAACAUCGAUUUUUUUUUUCCUCUUUUUUCCCAGGCCUGGACUUGUUCCACCGCUCCACAAAAACUCUGAACCCUUUCCUGUCACCAGGUGGCAGCGCGGGGACCAGGUGAACGACCAGGUCUGUGGACCAGGUAUUUCUGUUCACAGACAGAUUCUUUUCCUCCUCAGGGCUGCGCUCAUAAACACCACAUUAUCCUGAUGAGACGCUUUAAGUUGAACGUCUGACUGAGGUCACGGAAUGGGCUGAGUGACAGGAUCUGAUGUGAAGGCUGACAGGACAGGAAGUGGUUUAUACACGGUCCGUCCUCCCGCUAAAUCCUCCCGCGUUUGGCUUUAAGAUUGAAGCUGACAGAGAGAUGAUGAGAUGGGGGUGAGGGGGUGAGGGGGGGUGGGAGUCUUCAUUUGAGAGGAUGAGCUGCUGAAGGAGCGUGAAGUGACACAGCGCCGCCCUGCUGGACGUGUUCUUGUUGAUUUCCUUUAAACCACUCCAUGCUGUUCGUCGUAGAUGGAUCCGUUUUUCCACCUCCUCCACUUUCACUCACUUUCUCCGUUUGAGUUUCUUAGUUUAAGGCUUAACAUUUUAUUUUAUGUUAUUAUUUUUAAAAAUGUUUUUAUUAUUAUUAUUAUUAUUCUUAUUCCACUGGCUCCGACUGCCUGUGAUGCCUUUGUAGCUGUUUAUGUUCCGGAAUUCACUCCAGUCUUCUGGCAUUAGCGGCUGUUGACAGCUCCGCUAAUGGAGGAGUUGAUGAUUUGUAGGCCUGCACCAAGAGAACGUACAGCACUCUGGAAUUUAACGGGUUGCCUAGCAACAGUGUGAGCCGAACCAGCAUCCUGUCUGGCAGAUGGGAGAGAGAGAGACAGAGAGAGAGAGAGCAUCAGUUUUUAUUUGUAGCAUUAAAGAAAAGCCACGGUGAAGACGUCUGUUUUGUUUGUGUUUUUUUUUUUUGCAUUCCACUCGUCUCACGUCACUGUCCUGGGGACGGUGCCCCCCCCCCUGUCCUUCCUCAUUAUCAUCAUCAAUAUACAUAAGUGAUCAGCACUAGGGAUGUCCGAUAAUAUUGGUCGGUCGAUAUUAGCAUAAUGAUGUAAUAUCGGUAAGAUCGUCGAGGUUUUUCCUCCGAUUUUGAAAAUCCGAAACACAAUGCCUCAAUUUUGCCAAAUUUUCUGGAAUUGUAGGGUCCUGAGACAUUGACCACAGUUUUGUCGUGUACAGAGCCAAUGAAAAUCAAACAGACAAACUUUUAUACUGAGAACAAACCGCUGUGGUUUCCUUCACUGCUCUCUGACUUUUAAAAAAUCACAAAUCCUGUCUUUUAAAAAAAAAGAAAAAAAAAAGAACCAUCUUAAUGGUAAAAAAUAAAAUAAAUAAAUGUGUCAAAUUUCCAGUUAAGAGUUUAAAUUAUUACCUGAAUUCUGUCUUUCUGAAUGUCACACACUUUGAUUUUUAAGUUUUAUGUAAAAUAAAAACAUGUGAAAA